Messenger RNA from Cyclopterus lumpus (lumpfish), 1532 nucleotides. RefSeq names its product zinc finger protein 665-like. NCBI's taxonomy places the organism in Eukaryota, Metazoa, Chordata, Actinopteri, Perciformes, Cyclopteridae. The record is from RefSeq and is a predicted model, not a curated record. The coding region runs from base 454 to 1518 and encodes 354 amino acids. Gene Ontology annotation, molecular function: RNA polymerase II cis-regulatory region sequence-specific DNA binding; DNA-binding transcription factor activity, RNA polymerase II-specific. The transcript has 2 exons. Gene Ontology annotation, biological process: regulation of transcription by RNA polymerase II.
CGCCCCACCUGUAACCGCAACCCACUAGAGGGGCCCGUCCCGCAGUUUGAGAGCCACUGAGUGAAGUCAACAUAGAAGAUCUCAGGCUCUUAUUUUGAAGCUGACCCGGAUGUUCCUCCAUUAGCAACAUGGCGGCCGCCGUCAGCAGCAACAUUGUCGUCUCGUUGUUGCGUUGCUAAAGUGUCAGUUAGCUCCUUCAGUCCUGAUCCAGCAGAGUUUCUGUAUGUCUGGAUAAACCUCUGAAUGGACUUCUAGAGGUUCACCUUUGUUUCUGGAUGUUGUUCCUCGGACUCAUCUCCCGGUAGCCUACAAAGAUAUUCAAGUUAGCUUAGCAUGCUAACAGACCGACGGGGACGGAAGUCAGCAACACAGCGCUAGUCCCAGUUUAAAGGAGAGCAAACGGGCUUUGUGACGGAGUUUGUGUGGAGGAAACGUUUCUGUCGUUGUGUGAAGAUGUCUAAAGUCCAAAUGCUGAGAUGUUUAGUCAACCAGCGACUAACUGCGGCUGCGCAAGAGAUAUUUGGGCUGUUUGAAAGAACCAUAGCAGAGUACGAGGAGGAACUUUGUAGUUCCAGAGAGGAGAACGAGCGACACCGGAAACGACUGGACGCCGUGUUCAACCCGGAAGUCCGGAAUCAAAGAGCAGACGUCCAGCAGCUGUUGGUGGUAAAAGAAGAGGUUCCCCCUGAGCAGCAGGUCUGGAGCUCCAGUCUGGACCAGGAGGAACCAGACCCCCCACACAUUAAAGAGGAACAGGAGGAACUCUGGACCAGUCAGGAGGGAGAGCAGCUUCAAAGUCUGGAGGAGGCUGGUAACAAGUUUUCAUUCACUACUGUCUCUGUGAAGAGUGAAGAUGAUGAUGACGAUGACGAAGAAGAGGAUGCUACGUUCUCACAGCUUUAUGGGAGACAAACUGGGGAGAACAGAGAGGCGGAGCAUUUGAAAACAGAAGUUGAUGGAGAGGACUUGAGGAGAUCAGAACCAGAGACUGAUGACAGUAGAGAUUGGGAGGAGACUCAGAAACCUCAGUCAGAUUUAAAUCAUCUGCAAAACAAUGACGUACCUGGAAGUGAAGUGAUGUGUAUCGGCUCGUCUUCAUGUGUUGGAAGCUUUGACCACAAGAGACAUCUAAAGAAACGAUCUAGAAUCCAAACAAUAGUGAAACCUUUUCACUGCUCGGUUUGUGGCAAAAGAUUUGUAUUCCAUAGUGCUCUUAAAAAACAUGUGAUUAUCCACACAGGGGAGAAACCAUUUAGUUGUUCAAUUUGUAGCAAAACAUUCUCGCGAGAGCAACAUCUGAAACGACACUUAACUGUCCACACCGGGGAGAAACCAUUUAGUUGUCUAGUGUGUAGUAAAACAUUUGCACAAAAGGGGGAUCUGACACGACACUUAACUGUCCACACAAGGCUGAAACCAUUUUGUUGUUCAAUUUGUGGUCAAACAUUUUCACGAAAAGGAAACCUGACAAAGCACAUGAAGCUCCAUGCAAGGCAGACGCAGCUUGGUUAUAAAUAAAAUUUUAAUAUGGA